AUGAAACUCGAGGUAGCUGCUGGAACAGGCAUUGCCGAAUCUGCUUUGAAUGAACCUAUCGGACCACAUGGGAUUUUUGACAGUGCCCAUUUGAAUUUAUACGUAACAGACUGUAAUAAUAAUCGAGUUUCAUUGUUCGAAUUCGGUCAUUCCGGUGGAAUCGUAAUAGCAGGAAAGGAGUCGAACAGUUCCAAUUAUUAUUACGAAGCGAUACGGUUAACUGUGUUUGAAAAUGAUUAUUACGGUUCAACGGGUCGAGGUAAUGUUGGGACAUUUGGUGAUGUCUAUAUCGAUAAAUUCGAACCAAUUAAUCCCUUCAAAAAUUUACUUGAACAAAAUUACCGUAGUUGCGACGCUCACAUUAACUCCAAUAUUGUCUCUUAUCUUGAAUCUGGUGUAACGUACGUGCUAGUAGUAACAACGUUUUUACCAAAUCUAACGGGAAACUUUUCGAUUCUCGUGACUGGUCCGAAUAAUGUCACUCUUUAUCGCUUUAAUAAGUGUAUUUACCACUCGAGCUCUCAUUUGAUUUUUGUUUAG
Molecule: messenger RNA, 540 nt
Organism: Adineta ricciae
Lineage: Eukaryota; Metazoa; Rotifera; Eurotatoria; Adinetida; Adinetidae
Source: the annotation of a GenBank genome assembly